Lontra canadensis (Northern American river otter) is the source of this 3147-nucleotide messenger RNA. RefSeq names its product solute carrier organic anion transporter family member 1C1 (gene SLCO1C1). The transcript is spliced from 15 exons. Gene Ontology annotation, biological process: sodium-independent organic anion transport; transmembrane transport; bile acid and bile salt transport. Lineage: Eukaryota; Metazoa; Chordata; Mammalia; Carnivora; Mustelidae. The record is from RefSeq and is a predicted model, not a curated record. Gene Ontology annotation, molecular function: bile acid transmembrane transporter activity; protein binding. Bases 442 to 2502 code for a protein of 686 amino acids. Gene Ontology annotation, cellular component: membrane.
GUCUUUUCUCUUUUCACUCUCUCUCUCAUACAGAAAGCUUUAUCACGUGUGGCCUUAAACUUGCAGCAAACUGCAAAGAAAUGGCUCCAAAGCUUCAGCUCUUUCUGUGCCCUGGGAGCUGAGAUGCACGUCAGUGGCUUUGCCAGCGUGGCCUGUUCUUUGCAGACUGCCAGAGAAAAGAGGCCAGGAGGAAAGAGGAAAGAGUCGAAAUUGCCCAGGGGUGAGACCAUGCCCUUCAUCUCUUCUUUCCCCUAAUUUGCUCUGUCUGUGUCCAUCCAGGCUCUCCCCACCUGGCAUAACUGCUCAGAGCUGCUGUAGAAUUCACCCCAGUUUCCUCUCUCAGCCUGUGGAGUGGGGUCCAGCCUCUCCCUGAGCACGCUGAGAGGAACUGGCCGUCUUUGAUCUCCACCUCCAGGAUCAGAGUCAAGGAAUAUUUCCAUAAUGGACACUUCAUCCAAAGAAAAUAUCCAGUUGUUCUGUAAAAGUUCAGUGCCACCUGUUGGGCAACAUUCCUUUAAAAUGGAAUAUUCUUCCUCAAAGGAGAAGCAAGGAUGCUGUGGCGAACUGAAGGUAUUUUUGGGUGCCUUGUCUUUCGUCUACUUCGCUAAAGCAUUGGCAGAAGGCUAUCUGAAGAGCACCAUCACUCAGAUAGAGAGAAGAUUUGAUAUCCCUUCUUCACUGGUGGGAGUUAUUGAUGGUAGUUUUGAAAUUGGGAAUCUCUUAGUUAUAACAUUCGUAAGCUACUUUGGAGCCAAACUUCACAGACCAAAAAUAAUCGGAACAGGGUGUCUAAUCAUGGGAGUUGGAACAUUGCUUAUUGCACUGCCUCAGUUCUUCAUGCAGCAGUACAGAUAUGAAAAGUAUUCUCCUUUCUCUAAUUCUACUCUCAGCCUCUCUCCAUGUCUCUUGGAGUCAGACAGUCAGUUACCUCUCUCGGUUAUAGAAAAACCACAAUCCAAAAGAAAUGUUGAAUGUGAAAUGGAUGCCAGCUCUUCCAUGUGGGUUUAUGUUUUCCUGGGGAACCUUCUUCGUGGAAUGGGGGAAACUCCGAUUCAGCCUCUAGGCAUCGCCUACCUUGAUGAUUUUGCCAGUGAAGAUAAUUCUGCUUUCUAUAUUGGGUGUGUACAGACGGUUGCAAUUAUAGGACCGAUCUUUGGCUUCCUGCUAGGCUCACUAUGUGCCAAACUGUAUGUUGACAUUGGCUUUGUAAACCUAGAUCACAUAACCAUUACUCCAAAGGAUCCCCAGUGGGUAGGAGCCUGGUGGCUGGGUUACCUAAUAGCAGGAAUUGUAAGUCUUCUCGCAGCUCUGCCUUUCUGGUGUUUACCAAAAAGUCUUCCGAGACACCGAAGUAAAGAGGAUUCCAGUUCCUCCUCUGAGAAAUCCAAGUUUAUUAUGGACGAUCAUACAGACUACCAAACAUCCCUUGGAGAGAAGUCAAAAAUAAUGGAAAUGGCAAGAGACUUUCUUCCGUCACUGAAGAAUCUCUUAGGAAAUCCACUGUACCUGCUGUAUUUGUGUGCCAGCACGGUUCAGUUCAAUUCUUUGUUUGGAAUGGUGACCUAUAAACCCAAGUACAUCGAGCAGCAGUAUGGGCAGUCAUCCUCCAAAGCCAACUUUGUUAUCGGACUCAUCAACAUACCUGCAGUGGCCCUUGGAAUAUUCUCUGGGGGGAUAGUUAUGAAAAAGUUCAGAAUCAAUGUGUAUGGAGCUGCAAAACUCUACUUGGGAUCGUCUGUUCUUGGAACCAAACCUGUCUCUUAUCAUGAACGAGCUCUCUUUUCAGAUUGCAACUCAAGAUGCAAAUGUUCAGAGACAAAAUGGGAACCUGUGUGUGGUGAAAAUGGAAUCACAUAUGCAUCGGCAUGUCUUGCUGGUUGUCAAACCUCCACCAGGAGUGGAAAAACUCUUAUAUUUUAUAACUGCACCUGUGUGGGGAUUGCAGCCUCAAAGUCAGGAAAUUCCUCAGGCAUGGUGGGCAGGUGUCAAAAAGAUAAUGGAUGUCCCAAAAUGUUUCUGUAUUUCCUUGUCAUUUCAGUCAUCACGUCCUAUACUUUAUCUCUAGGUGGCAUACCUGGAUACAUACUGCUUCUGAGGUGCAUUAAGCCACAACUUAAGUCUUUUGCCCUGGGUAUCUACACCUUAGCAAUAAGAGUUCUUGCAGGAAUCCCAGCUCCUGUGUAUUUUGGAAUUUUGAUUGACACUUCAUGCCUCAAAUGGGGAUUUAAAAGAUGUGGAAGUAGAGGCUCCUGUAGAUUAUAUGAUUCAAAUGCUUUCAGACAUAUAUAUCUGGGACUUACUGUGAUGCUGGGUACAGUGUCCAUUUUCCUAAGUAUUGCAGUACUUUUCACUUUAAAGAAAAAUUGUGUUUCAAAACAUAGAAGCUUCAGAACCAAGACAGAAGGAACAAUGGUAUCUACAAGAAUCAGGAAGGAAAAUUGUACUACAAGUGAUCAUUUGCUACACCCCAGCUGCUGGCCAGGCAAGGAAACACAGCUUUAGAAAAAUGAUGACUUGAAGCCAUGUUUUCUAAUUUCUGGAAAUUCUGCAAACAAAUAGAUUUUAAUCAAAGGAGUUUUUAAUGUGUCCUUUUUUUUCUCCUUUCAAAAUAUGUCUUUGACUCUAAGUAUGAGAUAAUGUACCUAAUAACAAAUAAAAUUAAACAUAUUACAGAAAAUACAGAUAAUAAAGCUAAUCCAAACCUUUUAUUUCUUCCUUAUAUUAUUUAUAUAAAUUCCACAUAUUAUUUACUCAUUCUGCUUAAUUUUGCUUUGCGCCCGUUAUCUAAUAGCUGUAUUGCUAGAACAAUUGUCCUGAUAGUCUAAUGGCUAUACAUAGAGUAAUUUUUAAACUGAAAUACUUGUCAAGGGGAAGAGAGUCCAUUAAAAAAUUAAAUUAUAUCUUGGCCUCCUUCAAAUAUGACCUUAAUGAAGAUGUUGGAAUAGAGCCAGAAUAUGUAGAGAGAGAUUUCAUUUUAAGCUCUUCCUUUCUUUUGGACUUUAGUAAUUGGCACAGAAAUAUAUAGUGGCAAAUGAUCUUGGAGGAUUCAAAUUUUGGAUUAUUAGCUCUUCUGCCAUCCAUUAUAUGUGCAUUGUGUGUGACACCUGAAGUGACCAUAAUGAUAAAGUAUAAAAUUAUUAUUACCAU